This is a messenger RNA of Ostreobium quekettii, 960 nucleotides long. The record is from the annotation of a GenBank genome assembly. Lineage: Eukaryota; Viridiplantae; Chlorophyta; Ulvophyceae; Bryopsidales; Ostreobiaceae.
AUGGCCGACGGAGCCUAUUUCGUCGGGAGACACGAGCUGUUGGCGUGGAUUAACUCCACGCUGGACCUCAACGUGACCAAAGUGGAACAGACUGCAUCAGGCGCCAUCGCGUGCCAGCUCAUGGACGCCCUGUUUCCCGGCGAGUUCCCGAUGCACAAGGUGGAUUACAACGCGAAGAAUGAAUACGAGAUGAUCAACAACUACAAGACGCUGCAGGCGUUCUUCACGAAGAAAGGCAUUGAGAAGACAACUCAAGUCAACAAACUCAUAAAGGGCCGGCCACUCGACAACAUGGAGUUCAUGCAAUGGUUGAAGGCGUUCUUUGACAGGGAGACAGGGGGCAUGGGCGUUGAGGACUAUGACCCUGUUGGCAGGCGGAUGACUUGCAAGACUGGCGACUUCAGGGGGCCCCCUGGGUCGUCUGUAGGGCGACCUUCCAGCGCAACCAAGCGGGCCACUCCCACAGGUGUGUCCAGCAAGCCUGCAUCAGGUGCCUCUAGGGUGAGGAAGCCCACCACUCUUGCAAAGAGACCUGGAUCUGGCUCAUCAGGCAAGGCAACACCCUCUGCAGCAGCAGCAGCUGCACAUGGUACAGAGGAAGAUGGCACAGAAGAAGAUGUUAGCCAGGAGGGCAACGCUGCAUAUCGUGCUGAACUAGCUGCCAGGGAGGACGAGAUCAAGGAGCUGACGGCCCAGGUUUCUGAGCUGCGGCUUCAGGCAGAGGAAUCUUUGCGAGAGCGGGAAUUCUACUAUGGCAAGCUGCGGGAGGUUGAGAUCCUGUGCCAGACUCCCAAUAUCUGUGACAAUGAGAUGAUCAAGGUUGUGGAACAGAUCUUGUAUGCUCCCAACGAAGAACAAGCGAGGGAUAUUGUUCGCCAGACGCAGAUGGAGUAUGCUGGCCAGGUUUAUGUUGAUGCUGAAGAACAGAAUGGGGAUGCUGGCCAGGAAAAUGGCGGCUAG